Tarenaya hassleriana is the source of this 2872-nucleotide messenger RNA. Its product is annotated as BTB/POZ domain-containing protein NPY1. The coding region runs from base 895 to 2652 and encodes 585 amino acids. NCBI's taxonomy places the organism in Eukaryota, Viridiplantae, Streptophyta, Magnoliopsida, Brassicales, Cleomaceae. The transcript has 4 exons. Gene Ontology annotation, molecular function: protein binding. The record is from RefSeq and is a predicted model, not a curated record.
CAGAGAGUAGGAUUAUAGCAGCGACAACCGCGUCAGACCCGAAGCAAAUCAUCAUUCAUCCCUUCCAGAGAGAGAGAGAGAGAGAGAGAGAGAGAGAGAGAUUUGUAUAUAGAAAAGUAAGAAAAAGGAUGAAACUUCAUUGAGAUUGGGGCAGAAGGAGGGAGAAGGAAGGGGGUGGAGGAGAAUAUCUUCGGCUUUUAAAGCAUUGGCGGCGACAGAUUCAUCUCCUUCUUCUCUGUUCAAACGCCCACUCAACUUUUUCCCUCCCUCUCUCUCACUCUCUCUCUCUCUCUCUCUCUCUCUCUCUCUCUCUCUCUCUCUGUCACGCCAUUAAGGGUUUGCUUUUUCUGCGUAGGUGAUUAUGAUGACGGGAUUUUCUUUCUGAGGGCUUGUUUUCCUGGAAAGUUCAGUGAAAAAAGUUGGGAACUUUAUGGUUGGCUUCCAAGUUUUGUCGUGAUCAAUAAAUGCUGAUUUUUGGGCUGAGAUGGGGAAAAAAUGGGUGAAAAAUCCCGGAGUUCGAGGAGCUGGGUUUUGGGAAGGAUAGUGAGGCUGAGGCAAGACAUGGGUUUGGUUUUUCUUGUCUCUCUUCGGGCAACCAUCUCCAUUAAUGGUCUCUUUCUGCUCCAGCAGAGCUGAAGAUAAGGAAGAAACCUUACCCCUUUUCUUCUCCCUCUCUCUCUCUCCCUAGUUUUGUGUAGUCGAAAAAAUAAAUUCCAAGAAAAAACAAGACUUGUUUUCUGGGUCUCCUGAUUUCUGGGUUUCCUUGUUCUGUUUUGAUUCUCCCUUGAAAAAAGGUGCAAAAAGCUCGAAGCUUUUUGGUAUAAGCAGCUUCAGAGGAAUUUUUGGUGUUUUCUUUAUAUAUUUUCUUGGCGGAGGAGAAAAAGACAAAGGAAGAUGAAGUUUAUGAAGCUAGGAUCGAAGCCUGACACAUUUCAAGCUGAUGGAAAAUGCACCAGGCAUGUUGUUUCAGAUCUUGCUACCGAUGCGACCAUAAUCGUCGGUGAAGUCAAGUUUUACCUCCACAAGUUCCCACUUCUGUCAAAGAGCAACAAGUUGCAGAAACUUGUUCACAAGGCAAUAGAUUAUGAUAACUCCGAUGAAAUCACCAUAUCAGACAUUCCCGGUGGACCAAAAGCAUUCGAGAUCUGUGCUAAGUUUUGCUACGGGAUGACGGUAAUUCUCAACGCUUACAACGUAACAGCUGCUCGUUGUGCAGCUGAGUAUCUUGAAAUGACAGAAGAUGUCGAUCGAGGCAAUCUUAUCUACAAGAUCGAGAUUUUCCUCGAGGCAGGCAUCUUCAGAAGCUGGAAAGAUUCCAUCAUUGUCCUUCAGACGACGAAAUCUCUUCUACCAUGGUCUGAAGAGUUGAAGAUUGUUGGAAGAUGCAUAGAUUCCAUCUCGGCGAAAACCUCAGUUGACCCUGAGAUGAUCACUUGGUCCUAUACUCAUAACCGGAAGUUAUCUGCUCCGGAUAAGAUUGUCGAGUACAGGGAGAAGAUGGAAAAUGUUCCGGAAGAUUGGUGGGUCGAAGACUUAUGUGAACUGGAGAUCGAUAUGUUCGAGCCGGUGAUGAGUGCUGUGAAGUGUAAAGGAAGGAUGAACAAUGGCGUUAUUGGGGAAGCUCUUAGAUAUUACAUUGCUCGGUGGCUACCGGAAUCUGUGGAGUCUGUAAUGGCGGAAUCUCGUGGAAACAAACAUCUUGUCGAGACGAUUGUUUUCUUGUUGCCUCGGCUAAAUGGCAAAAUCGACCACUGUUCUUGCAGCUUCUUGCUCAAACUUCUGAAAGUUGCAAUCUUGGUCGAAGCUGAUGACUCCGUUAAGGAAGAAUUGGUACGGAAUGUGGGUCUGAAUCUACACGAGGCUUCCGUGAAGGAUCUGCUGAUCCAUGAAGUCGAUUUAGUCCAUCGUAUCGUUGAUCUGUUCAUAACAGAUCAGAAACGUGACUCUGAAGACGAUCGAUACAAAGAGUUUGUUCUUGGAAAUGGAUUCUUGUUAUCUGUCGGAAGACUCAUAGAUGCGUAUCUGGCUGAGAUUGCUCGUGAUCCGGAUCUCGAUCUAACUAGCUUCAUGGAGUUAUCAGAGCUAAUCCCAGAAUCGGCGAGGCCAAUCCACGAUGGCCUUUACAAAGCCAUAGACACAUUCUUGAAGGAACAUCCGGAUUUGUCGAAACCCGAGAAGAAGAAGCUGUGUUUGCUAAUGGACGUGAGAAAGCUAACAACAGAGGCAUCAAUGGACGCUGCCCAGAACGAUCGUCUUCCUUUGCGUGUGGUCGUGCAAGUUCUCUACAUUGAGCAGCUCCGUUCUCACGCAGCUGCAACAGAAGCUCCAUCUUCAGACACCACCACGACGACGACGGCAACGGCAACAAUAGCAACAGCAUAUGAUCAGACAAAGAAGGUUGAGAAUAAUGUCGGAGGAGGAGGGGAAGGGGCGGGGAAGAAGCUGAGCAAGAAAUGCAGAAGCAGCAAGAGCAUGAGGAGCGGUGGGCCACAGCUGAUGUCGUCACGGUCGAGGAGGAUCUUCGAGAAGCUUUGGCCGGGAAAAGCAGAGAGCAGCAACAAGAGCUCGGAGGUUUCGUCCGGAAGUUCGCACAGUCCGACAGCUAAGUCUUCUGGUUCGUCCACUCGAUGCCGGAGACACUCGAUAUCUUGAUGAUGAUGUAAAGAGAAGGAGCCAAGUGGUUUUAGGGGUUUGGUGAUUAGAAGCGAUGGGUUGUGUUGUGUUCUCUGUUUUUCUUUUGUCUAAUUUAAUUCGAGGAUUUUUUUUUUUUUUUUUUUUUUUUGUUUUGUUUGAAGUCAUGUCUGAGAUGGUGCAUUGGUCUCUCUAUCUGUAAAGGCCCAAUUGGUUUAGUAUUGCAGUUGUCUUUUUGAAA